This is a messenger RNA of Ilex paraguariensis (yerba mate), 2517 nucleotides long. The record is from the annotation of a GenBank genome assembly. Lineage: Eukaryota; Viridiplantae; Streptophyta; Magnoliopsida; Aquifoliales; Aquifoliaceae.
UCCCCCACGCCACCCUCUGUCGCGCUCUCUCUCUCGCUCUCUCUCUCGCUCUCUCUCGCUCCCCCACGCCACCCUCUGUCGCGCUCUCUCUCUCGCUCUCUCUCGCUCUCUCUCGUUAUUGAUUAGUUUUCUUUUCCUUACCCAGUCUGUGAACAAUAAUAAGUGACUGUAAUUGUCCACGAGAGUCUCAAGAGUCGCGAAGAACUCUCAGUAAUAAGUCUCACAAGCUUCUCGCCUUUCCACGAUCUCGUAGUAGCUGCGAAUGAGAGAAAUGUUUUACGGAAUUCCAAGCACUGUAUUAUGGAGAUUUGGAUUCUAACCUCCAUAGCAAUAGAUCUGUUUGUGUCGGUUUCUUAAACUCGUUGAGCUUCAGUGAAUUGCAAUGCGAGAGCGGACUGUAAAAUUAGAGUGAAAAGAUCACAUGGUGGUCGGCUCAAUGUUGUUAAUGCGAUGAUGAAGCCCGAAUAAACCAGAGAGGGAGGGAAAGUAAAGAAAGAAGGUGCAGAGAGUGAGAGAGCAUCCUAUAUCGAUCAGCUUGAUUUCGGCGAGCUUCGGUUUUUAGUAUGUAUUUUUCUUCUUGAAAAUUAUUGGCAAUAAUUAGUUUUUUAUUACUGAUUCUCGAACUUGAAGCCCGAAUUUCGGGUACUGCGGUAUCUGUAAUAGCUCGGAAUGGUCGAAAGUGAAGCUAGAUGAAGCGAAAGGCCAGUUUCAAACAAUCUCAGCACAAAUGGAAGAUAAAGCUUUUUGCUGCGCUUUUGCUCGUCUUCAGCUUCUCCACUUUAGUAUUAUUGGAGACACAAUACAGUCGAAUCAAAGCGUUAGCGUCACUUUCUCCUACAUUUGUGCAAAAGCCUAAAAUCGCGUUUCUAUUUAUAGCUCGGAAUCGGCUUCCUCUGGACUUGGUUUGGGAUGCAUUCUUUCAGGGGGACAAGGAGAAUACAUUUUCAAUUUUUGUUCACUCUAGGCCUGGGUUCCUGUUCAACAAGGCUACAACCAGAUCAGUCUAUUUCUUGAAUCGUCAAGUGAAUGAUAGCAUACAGGUAGAUUGGGGAGAAGCAAGCAUGAUCCUGGCAGAGCGUAUUCUGCUUCAAAAUGCCCUUGUGGAUCCUUCUAAUGAACGUUUUGUUUUCCUUUCAGACAGCUGCAUACCCUUGUACAACUUCAGUUACACGUAUGACUAUAUAAUGUCUACAUCAACUAGUUUUGUGGACAGCUUUGCUGAUACAAAAGAAGGCCGGUACAAUCCGACAAUGCAUCCUGUAAUUCCUGUUCAAAACUGGAGGAAAGGAUCUCAGUGGGUUGUUCUGACCAGAAAGCAUGCAGAAGUCAUAGUGAAAGAUGAUGCUGUCUUUCCUAUGUUUCAGUGGCAUUGCAAGAGAAAGUCAUUACCUGAAUUUUGGCGGGACCAUCCUAUUCCUACUGAUACAUCCAAGGAGCAUAACUGUAUACCGGAUGAACAUUAUGUUCAAACAUUAUUGGCUCAAGAAGGCCUUGAAGAAGAAAUCACACGAAGGUCUCUGACUCAUACUUCAUGGGAUCUUUCAUCCUCCAAAGACCGGGAGAGGCGAGGAUGGCAUCCUGUGACGUACAAAUUAGCGGAUGCGAUUCCAAAGCUCAUCCGAUCUAUUAAGGAUAUAGACAAUAUCUAUUAUGAAACUGAAUACAGAAGAGAAUGGUGCACUAGCAAGGGGAAACCCUCCACAUGCUUCCUUUUUGCGAGGAAAUUCAGUCGGCCUGCUGCUCUACGGCUUCUUAAUAUGUCUGCGUUGGGAGUUUCUAAUGGAGCAAACUAACCUUUACCGUGAAGAAGUGUUUAUCGUUUGUAAGUCAUGUACCAUGCAGAAGUAAAAUUAGAUUAACAUGCACGAGAAACUAGUGCAACUUGUAAAAGGGAAUAGAGAAAAAGAAAAGAAAGAGCUGUAAAAAAAGAAAAAAACAAGAGAGGAAAUUGUGUAUCAUCAAUAAAAUAUAUAUAUAUAUAUAUUGUUGUGUUUUUUGCAACUGUAAUAAGGAUGGUCUGAUGAACGAAAAAAAUGAGUAAAUAAAGGAGAUGUGAUUGUUUUUGUGUGCGUGUGUGUGUGUGUGUAUCCUCAGCCUGCACGCCAGUUUAACCUCGUGUAGGCGUGUAGCCUCUCCUGUAAAAACAAGGUUUCAGAAAAUAUAUAGUUCUUCGUGUGCCUGCUUUGAGUCUGUCUCUGCGGGUUUGUGUGUGUGUGAAAAAGAAAAAGAAAAAAAUAGUGAGAGACAGAGGGAGAGAAUACCCGGUUGAUAUAGAAGGAUGUAGGUGGCGGUGGUGGAGGUGGAGGUUGAGGUUGAGGUACGACAAAGGUGGUUGAGUUUGGUCUAAGCUGGUUUGUGGCAUGUUUCUUCUGACUCAUCCUUAUCAGCAGAAGGUUGGACUACCCUCGUCUUUGGACCAACUUUAAGGAAAUGUUUGCUUGUAUAUCCGGAUCCAUGCUGUUUACUUAUUUUUCUAUUUUUUUCCCUAUUUUGUAUUGUGAUCAACUCUGAUCUUUG